Thermochaetoides thermophila DSM 1495 is the source of this 645-nucleotide messenger RNA. RefSeq lists its product as uncharacterized. Lineage: Eukaryota; Fungi; Ascomycota; Sordariomycetes; Sordariales; Chaetomiaceae. The record is from RefSeq and is a predicted model, not a curated record. The transcript is spliced from 3 exons. Bases 1 to 645 code for a protein of 214 amino acids.
AUGUCUUCACAGCCAAACGCCAUAUCUGAGCACGGCUGGACUGCUAUUCCGCUUGAUGCCGAUGCCAUCUUUGCAGGAGCUCCAUACCUGAUCAAACCAGUCCACAUCCAUGCCAAGGACAUCAAAUUUCCUCAUGAUGACCCCAUUGUAGUCAGAGCCCAACGCAAUGCUCAGGACACGCUUCCGAUCGAGACAUACAACCACUCUAUGCGUGUCUAUUACUGGGCGGUCGUUAUCCUCCAGCAACAGUUCCCUUCAUACGCAUCCACACUCUCCUUCUCAACCCUUGCCCUGGCCUGUCUCCUGCAUGACAUUGAAUAUGCGGCUUCAAAGUCCCAAGCAGAAGCCGUGUGUGAAGCUAUCAUCCGCCAUCAAGACUUAGGAAGUGAAGGGAUGAUUACGUUUCUGGGACAGCUGCUUCAGCUGGCGACCAUUUUCGAUAAUAUCGGGUCCAAACAGGAAUUGAUACAUGAGUUGACCCAGGAAGAAGUGAACAAGCUGUUUCCGCGACGGAAUUGGAACAGCUGUUUUGCGAAGACCAUCCGCGAGGAAGUGAGGGUCAAGCCGUGGGCGCACUCGACCCAUCUAGGGAAGAGCUUUGCGGAUGACGUGGAGAAGGCUACAUUCAUGGCUGAGUAUGAAUAG